UUGGCGGAGGAGGAAAAAAGUUUGACUUUCGGCUUCAACUUUUUAGUCAGCUCGGAGGAGGCCAUUGCAGUGGGCAAAGCGGCUGUUUGGGGACUCCGUUAAGCCCCCCUAAAGGAUCGAGGAAUUUAUUGCAAUGCAGUAUUGCGCAUAUUGCAACAGCUGGAGGCAAUGCACCGAUUGCAUCAACUACAAUCUCUGCAUGCCGUGCUGCUGUUGCAGUAGUUGCAAGCAUGGUAGCCAGCAGUGAUUGUAUUAGCCGGGGGCAGUUCAUGCUUUGUAUUAGCUGCAUUCCCAUGUAUUGCACUGCUUCGAAAACUUGCUCGCUUUGCAACCACUAAUUGCAUUUGUCGCAUGCCUAGCACCAGCUGCAUUCAGUGUACCAGUUGCGUGCCCCCCCCCCCCUCCGUUGCAUUAAUCUCUGCAGUUGGUUUAAUUGCACGGGGGCAGCAUGACUGCCAAGCAGCGCAAAGCAGGCAGAGGGCGGACUGAGAACAAUGCUGGGGCUUUCGUUGCUCCGGGCCGGACGGAAGAGAGGGAGGCUGGGGGUCCCAGGCACAGGGAAGCCUGGGCUUGGAAGUGCCGAGCCGCGCUGGGGCUGCUAUUGCUCGGGGUGGCCGCCGCCGGGGUCGCUGUCCUGGGCUGGCUGCUCGUGCACCAGCUGGAGACGCUGGAGCAGCUGGGAAAGACUGUGGAGAAGGUGCGGGGCCGCCUUGAGGAGCUGGACGUGCUAAAGGAGCAAGUGCAAAGGACGAGAGAGCAGCUGUCUAACACGGCAGAGCUGGAGCGGCGACUCUCUGACCUGGAGCUGGCCCAGAUGCUGUCUAGGCAGAAACUGGAGCGAGCCUCUGUUGCUGCUGAGCGCAUCGUGGCCUCUGACCCUAUCGGCAAGCUUGCCGCCUUCCAGGCGGAAGUGAAGCAGGCCAUCAGCGAGCUGAGAGGAGAGCUCCCCUCUGGGACCGAGCUGGCUGAGCUGCAGAGCCAGCUGGAGCAGCUGAGAACCACCGAGCUGGAGAUGCUGAGGCAAGAGGUGGCCGGGCUCUUGUCGUCGGGUUCCAGGCUGGAGCAGAGCGUGGCCUCGUUGACCGGCUCCCUCACCAGUGCCCAGAGGAGCCUGGAAGAGAGAGCUCAUAGCCUGCAAGCCAUGCAGCAGGAAGCGGAGCACGCUAAGGUGGCUGGUGAGAGAUUGGAGAACAACAUUGGCUCCCUGUCAGCCCGGACCUUCAUCCUGGAGGGAAGCCUCAACCGCACCACACUGCUGGCACGCGCCCUGCAGCUGCAGCUGGAGCAGAACAGCAAGGCUCUGGCUGGGCUGCAGGAAGUGGCAGCAAAUCAGAGCGGGAGCAACAGCUCUGAACCUCGGCAGCUGGAGAACCUCAGGGUGCAGAUCCAGCAGCUGCACAUGGAGAGAUCGGCCACGCAGGAGCGGGUGAACGAGGCGCUGCACAGCAUUGCUGACCAGAGGAGAGAGCUGCAGGGCAGGAUCUCAGAGCUGGAAACGGCUAUUCAUGCUCUUCAGGGCCAUGUGACUCAGGUGGAGCUGGGCAUGGUCAAUCUGAACACACAGCUCUCUGGUGCCGUGGAGCAGCAGCUGCAGGGUCUAAAGAUUGGGAUGGCCAAUCUGGAGAGCAGCCUGGGCACCAGCCUGCAGCAAUGUCUCUCAGGAGAAGUACAGACCCGCUGUGAGACUGAGGAUGGCUGUGGGUGGCCGCACGUGCACGAGAUCAGCUUCCCGCACCGUGUCCCGACCCAGCCCACGAUUAUGCUGGGGCUGGUGGGGCUGAGCACUCGCGGUUCUGUGGGCAUCUCGGUGAGAGCUGUGGAUGUCACGGACUCUGGCUUCAAAAUACACAUCGCCAGCAUGGGCAACCAGAGCCUGACCAGUGCCAGGGUCUCUUGGAUGCUGUGUGCCUAGAUGGAAAGCUAUGAUGCGGCCCCUGGGGCAGGGGUUACUGAGCUGGUGGCAUCUGCUUUACUUGGACACAACUGUGGUUUGCUUUGGUUUUCUUUAAAGUAAUUACAGCUUACAAGGAGUCCAUGUAGAUGGGAUCCCAAUGAAUAGCCCCUUUCUUGGGAGCUGUGUAUCCCCAUUUAAUGGCAGGCUGAACAGCCCCAGGCCUUGCUGAAGGCUCCCGGAAAGUGCAACUGACAAGAUCUGUCUUAAACUUCCAAACCUAAGCGCCUAAACUGAACCCACCAGCUAUAUGCACGCGCAACUGUUUGUCUGUGUUCAGCCACUCUGCAUCUGCAGAUGUGUGUCUCACUCGCACGAAAAGAUGCACCACAAGGCUAAUUGUGAGGGAAGUUGAGCACCUGGGUCUGGAAAGUUGGCCUGUAAACCUCUUUAUUUAGGAAUUUUUUGGUUUUAUUAUUUUCAGUAGCAACAGUUGGAAUGUUCUCCUGCUGCCCAUUUAGGAUUCUACCCAGUGCUUUGCAUGUCAGAAGUGUUAAAACUUAUGCAGAGAUGAUGCUAAUGGCUGGAUGCAGCCAAACAACCAAAGGGUGUGUGUGUGUGUGCGCGCGUCCAGUUGAAAUUUCCUGGCUGAGCCAGUUUCUCCUGGCAGUGUGAGCUUGCCUAUAUGGCAGAGGGCAUUGCUAGUCAGGGCUGCUCAUCCGUCACAGAGCUAUGGCGUCUACACUGAGCCUUACCCUGGAAGAGAUGGACAGACAUGCAAAGCUUUCUUGUGGUGUUGCAAGGUGGGCUAAGACUACUAGCCUUCUCUGGACCUCUGAUCUCACCAAGUGAAACACCAGAGCAUUCAGACUGGGUGUGCUUGCUUGUCUGUCUAAUUCUGCGGAAGGGAAGCAGCUGUAUUUUAAUGUAUACAACUCUCUCAGAAGAAGGCUUUGGGGGCUGCUAAUGGCUUGUUCAGCCUGCUGACCUAUGCACAAUACAUUUGUUCCCCUAUUCUCUCUCCUCCCCCCCCAUCACUGGAAGAUGCACUGGAGCUCUCAACAUAGCAGGCCCCAGGGUGGGAGAGGGGCCUGCAAAGCAGGUUAUGGGUCCACCAUGAGACACCUUGCAAAGAUGGGAGGUGUGUGCAAUUCCACCUCCAUAGUCCCAGUUUGGAGGUUGUGUGUCCUGUGGUGGUGGGUAGAGAAAAAGACUCAGCUAGUGCUACAUAUGUACCCCAUGGAGAUGCGUGGGUCUCAAAUUUGGCAGGGUUGGGGUUGAGCAUAGUGCCUUCUAUGGCUCAAGAUUAGAACACAGAGGCUUCUUGUCAGAAGAUGGGGGAGUGUUCCGCAGAUUGCUGGCUAAUGUGGGAGUGGGGGUUUGGAGUGACUUGGGUGCUAGGAUAGCUCCACGCUAGAGUCACAGGAGACAGUCUGCCUAAAUUGUCCUCUUCUCCUCCACGCGUUCACUCUGCGCUGACUGAAAGGAGGAAGGACAAUCUUGUUAAAGCACAGAACUAGGAUGUUGGAAAUCCAUGUUCUGUUCCUAGCUCUGCCACACGUUGGCAGGUGGCUUGCCCUCUGCACCUGGCCUUUGUAAAGUACCAAGCGAUGCCUGCUGUCUGCAGAAAACUGUAGAGUUUUGUUUUGUUUUUUUUCCCCCUGAAAAAGCAAAUUCUACAAACUGAAACACUGUCAUUUGGAAAUGGGGUUGCCCUACCUUAUGGGAGUUGUAGUUCAGAUGUCUGUUCCCAUUCUCCUCUAUAGAGGGAAUAUGAGGCUGCAUUUACCAGUCAAAAUAUUUUGGGGUUUGGGUCUAUUUUUGGUGGAAAAAUCAAAAGUUUCUGUGUGCGUGAACCUAUUUUCCAAUGACCAUCUCUAGUGCCAAUUACAGUUUCUAAGCUCACUUGGUGCCAUCAGCUGGGACACAUGGCAGAUGCUUUCCCAUAAUGCCUGAAGUGUCCCGCAGGGAUCCAGAACAUUCCAGCAUUGUCUCAUCAUCUGAACUGCGCUGACAAGACUGCUGCUACCCUGGCUCACCAGGAUGCUGGCUGCAGAAAAGGAGGCGGUGCACUGAAAGGUCGAGCUAGGAGUCGUAUGACGUGGGGGGGAUGGCAAAUGGAUCUUCAGGCUGUCGGAGGGCAGAGAGAGGUGCCAAAGCAGCAUGUUUCACUCUGGAUGAGUGGGGACAUCCAGAACUCUCAGGACAGGCUACAGGACACAACUAAGACUCUGAAGUGACUUCUGGCAAUGGGAUCUGAGAGCCUGAGCAGUGCCUGCUGCUUCUUCACACCCAUGCUGAUCAUG
Messenger RNA from Trachemys scripta elegans, 4197 nucleotides. RefSeq names its product myosin-11-like. Gene Ontology annotation, biological process: cell adhesion. The transcript is spliced from 5 exons. The record is from RefSeq and is a predicted model, not a curated record. Gene Ontology annotation, molecular function: carbohydrate binding. NCBI's taxonomy places the organism in Eukaryota, Metazoa, Chordata, Testudines, Emydidae. Bases 449 to 1912 code for a protein of 487 amino acids.